Messenger RNA from Macrosteles quadrilineatus (aster leafhopper), 1502 nucleotides. Its product is annotated as protein TsetseEP-like. The transcript has 2 exons. Bases 109 to 663 code for a protein of 184 amino acids. The record is from RefSeq and is a predicted model, not a curated record. NCBI's taxonomy places the organism in Eukaryota, Metazoa, Arthropoda, Insecta, Hemiptera, Cicadellidae.
GUAAUCAAAGGAUUAAAAUGAACUCUAGACUCUAGUACAUCUCAGUUAGCCUAUAAAACCAAUCUCAAUGCUAGUUUUUUGUGUAAUACUUAAUCAACUGUGUCUAAAAUGCGUGUUUCUCUGUUGAUUGUUUUUGUGUUCGCUUCCGUGUUUUCGGUUCAGUUAGUGAGCAGCAAACUGAGCUACAACCACGACGACGACAACUUAGAUAACUUGAGAAGAUGGCAUCAAUCUCAACUGAGAAUAUUUCAAAAACCUAACGAGAGGCAGUCAGAACUGCUCCAAGGAUCCGAUGAAAGCAGUGAAUCCAGUGAAGAAUCAUUGAGUGUUAGUGAAUCCAGGGAAAGUGAUUCAAGUGAGGAAGAACCACCGAAACCCCCUCGUCCAGGUCCCAAACCUGGACCUAAGCCUGGGCCCGGACCUAAACCAGGGCCUGGACCGAAACCUACUGACAAACCGGAACCCAGUCCACCGGGGCCCAAACCAGGUCCUGGACCUAGGCCUACCCAUCAACCAGGUCCCGGGCCCAGACCGAGACCUAGACCGUCACCUCCGCCGAGACCCACCCCAGGACCUACCACUGAUACACCCGUGACGGAACCAUCGACAUCGACCGAACCCGAGGGAAGUGGAAGUGGUGAUGUAGAUUAUUUUAAAUGGUGAUACGACUUCCAUUAACAACUGAAAAAUGAACAGGUUAUAUUUGUAUCGAGAUUUAUCAAAGUAAAAAGUUUAGAUAUUUUUUGUAAUUUUUUAAUCUUCAACCUUCUGGUAAAAUGUGUCUACCUAGUUAAACAUUUAAAAUUACUAAACGAAAAUGCCGAUCAAUGUGAUUGUAUAAUAUAAAUAGAUUACAAGUAGUAUAUUAAGUUUAGGUUGAAACUUUUACACACGUUAAAUAUUAACUGAAAAGUUCUUUUAAAUUACCUGUUUUUAGUUACCUGUCCAAUAUCUGAAUACGAGAGUUUAUACUCAGGAAGUGUUCAAUUGAAACUAUAAAAAGCGCAAUGCCUGUAAAUCUGCAUUGUCUUCAUGAAGAUUUUAUUACUUUAUCGAGUAGUUUAAUCUAGAAGUAGUUAUUUGUGGACCAAGUAUAUGCACAUUUUCAGUAGGUAUUAGCAUUUACUAUUAUAAUAGUCAAAGGUAUUAGUUUUUAUGUUGACAUAAAAUAAUCCACAGCUUUUUUAAAUUGUAUAGCACCUGGAUAUGAACAACGUAAAUUAUUCAGCGAUUGAGCUAACCUCUACAAGAGAAGAUAUUGAAGUAACAUCUUCAACUACUUUUCAGUAAGCUCUUCUUUACGCAACGCUUUUACUAACAAACAUAACUUAACGUUUAAGUUGUUUCAGCUUAACACCAAGUGCUACGUAAUCGUAUGGUAAUUAAUUAAGGGGUUGUAAAUAUAGGUAGGCUUUGUAUUUAUUUAAACUAACCUACCAAAUGGUUAAGGAAGUCUUAAAGCGACUGAGCCUCGCUGGGUGAAAUAUAUUAGUAUACUUGAA